UUGGCAAUUUCCGAGCUGUGUCGCCGUCGAAACGAACCGCCUCGUGACCUCGUCGAAAUCGUAGCGCCGAUGGCCGCGGAGGUUGAUCAGAAAGUGGUGGUGCACGUGCGGUCGACGGGUGAUGCGCCGAUACUGAAGCAAUCCAAAUUCAAGAUUUCAGGGCGAGAUAAAUUUCUGAAGGUCAUAGAAUUUCUUCGCCGACAACUUCAUCAGGAUACACUGUUUGUCUACAUCAACAGUGCAUUUUCACCAAACCCAGACGAAUUGGUAAUUGAUUUGUAUAAUAACUUCGGUAUUGAUGGGAAGCUCGUGGUAAACUAUGCUUUAUCAGCAGCAUGGGGCUGACCCGCUGAAAAGAAUUAAAAUGGACCAAAGGCUAAAAGGCCACGGAAAAUCCGAAUGUAAAUCAAUUCAAGUUUUAGCGUUAGUUAGCCACUGUAAAGCUCUCUAACAUGCAUUGUUGACAGAACGGCAGUAAAGUUUUAUUUUGAUUUUAUCCUCGAUCAUACCUCCUUCUGCUUUCAAAUAUCGCACCCAAUUUGUUCAAUUGAUGCUAUACCAGAGGAGCCCCUCAUGCUUAAACUGUCUGGUUUGUGUAAUGCAUAUGAAUGAUAGUUAAAUGUCUUGUAACACGAGAUAUUAUAGCU
Messenger RNA from Phragmites australis (common reed), 647 nucleotides. RefSeq names its product ubiquitin-like protein ATG12. Gene Ontology annotation, cellular component: cytoplasm; phagophore assembly site membrane; Atg12-Atg5-Atg16 complex. NCBI's taxonomy places the organism in Eukaryota, Viridiplantae, Streptophyta, Magnoliopsida, Poales, Poaceae. The record is from RefSeq and is a predicted model, not a curated record. Gene Ontology annotation, biological process: nucleophagy; autophagosome assembly; autophagy of mitochondrion. The transcript is spliced from 5 exons. The coding region runs from base 70 to 345 and encodes 91 amino acids.